ACAUGGAACUCUCCCGAUCAAGGCUAGGUCCUUGGUUUUGUAUUCGCACAUCAUUCGUAGGCAAACCCGCCGUCUUCUCAAGUUUUCAUGGUGAUACUUUUUAUUUUCUAGCACGACGCCAUUUAGAGAAGUUCUCGUGCUCUGUCGAGAUGAACACUGAACUCCGCUCGUUUGAGCAGUCGGAUGAGGGCGUUGCAGCUGUUCUCCCGAAGAACGGCAUAUCGGAGCCCUUCGAUACCAAGUGGACAAUCGGAAAGUGAGGCGGUUGAACUCACCAGAAUGCAUCAGACUGGUCGUGCGCAAACAGCUGGAGCUCAUGUGUUUGGGUGAGACUAGAGACGAUACCCGGACUGUGACUGGGGAUAUCUGUGUGAAGGGUGUCGGUCUUGAUAGAGUGGUGCAUCUGUUUUCUAUUUCUUGGAAAACCACUCCUCAUCCGGUCAAAGUAUUAUCACCGGUUGGAAACGUCAAUGAGCGAGCGUAUGUGCAGUAUUUUAUUUAGAGACUUCGACAUGGCAAGAGCAGGGGUUCACCAGCCCGAUCUGAUUCCCUCGUUCAUGCCGGUCACAUUCAGUACAUACACGAAUCCGACAAUACAGAAAAGAUACCCAACUAUCCAAACAAAGCAUGGGACAACCGGUUCUCAAACCUCGUCCCGUAAGGACGAGAAGUUCCAUGGCACGCGAUUUACCACUAUUAAUGAGGACACAGCCUGGUCAGCUCCCGAUCUCAUGCGA
Suillus paluster is the source of this 737-nucleotide messenger RNA. RefSeq lists its product as uncharacterized. The record is from RefSeq and is a predicted model, not a curated record. The transcript is spliced from 2 exons. NCBI's taxonomy places the organism in Eukaryota, Fungi, Basidiomycota, Agaricomycetes, Boletales, Suillaceae. The annotation marks the transcript as partial.